Messenger RNA from Corticium candelabrum, 1011 nucleotides. Its product is annotated as mitotic spindle assembly checkpoint protein MAD2B-like. The record is from RefSeq and is a predicted model, not a curated record. Lineage: Eukaryota; Metazoa; Porifera; Homoscleromorpha; Homosclerophorida; Plakinidae. Gene Ontology annotation, cellular component: zeta DNA polymerase complex. The coding region runs from base 65 to 655 and encodes 196 amino acids. The transcript has 9 exons.
AUUUCCAUCUUCUCCGACUGCCGCCAUCUUGUUAUCAGUUAACGCGCGUUAGUCCGUCACCUACAUGUCUUCCAACUGCAGUGAUGUGAUUGCGGAGUUUCUAGAAGUGGCUAUCCAUCAGAUAUUAUACUGUAGGAAUGUCUAUCCGCGAGAAUUAUUUGAGAGAAGGCAGCUGUAUCAAGUUCCCGUACACAUGUCAUGCCAUCCCGAGUUAAAUUCGUACAUUGUGGAUGUCAUAUCUUCAGUGAAAGUUCUCUUGUUGAAAACACAACUGGACAAAGUAGCUGUUGUUUUAUCUAAUAAGGAUGACAAGCCUGUGGAGCGGUUUAUAUUUUCAUUUGUAUUGUAUGAUGAAAAUGCUGUAAGUGAAGAUUGGCACUUGCUUCGAGUAGAAAUGGCACUGCGAGAUUUCUUGCUGAAGAUUAGUACAUGUGAAAGCACAUUGGGAGCCGCUCAUGAGGGCUGCACGUUUGCAGUGGAAGCAUAUACAAGUGAAUCAGGAGCUUUGGCUCUUCAGUCAAGUCAAGAGGAAUUUCCUUGGGUGUGUAUCAGUCAACAAUUAUCAAGCAUUCAACCCAAAAUAUUGCCAUUGAAAUCGGCUCGCACAGAGGCGUUCCAGAUGCAGUUGUAUGUUGAGCAAGGUGAGAUGCAGUAGCGUAAUGUGUGUAAAUCUCUAGUCAGUUUGGAGGGCAACAUUCAUGAAAUGCCAACAACCGAACUAGAUCUCAAGUCUCUCAAAUUGAUUACUGCACUUAAACUUGUGUGUAUACUCUGAAGACAAUGGCUGUGAUGAAGGACAUAAUUGUCAUUGAAAAUUUCUUUGCAGUCUUUGAUGAUCUGCACUGAGUGGCAAGACAUUGUUUAUGUAGCUAAAACUAUGUAUGGUCUUGCUUAAAUACUGCAGCAGUACAGUGUACUGAUGGUAUUGCCUGAUUUAAGGAGUUGUAACUGUGGUGUUUAGUCCGUUGUCGUCUUGUUUAUUCAUUGCUUUUUAAAUACAUGUGACACACA